AUGGCAUUCGCGCGCGGCGACACCGGGAGCGGCGGCGCUGGGAUGGGGCGGAGCGGCGCGGCGCUGCGCCUGGCGCUGGAGGGCAACAUCGCCGUGGGCAAAUCGACGUUCCUGCGGCUGCUGGGCCGCGCCUUCCCCGCCUGGCAGCGGGCGGCAGAGCCGGUGGCGCGCUGGCGGGAGGUGGCGGCGGGCGCGGCGGAGGGCGGUAAUCUCCUGCAGCGGCUGUACCGCGACCCGGCGCGCUGGGCCUUCACCUUUCAGACCUUCUCGUGCCUGGGCCGCCUGCAGGCGCAGCUCGAGCGGCCGGAAGGCCCCGUGCGGGUCUCUGAGCGCUCCGUGUACAGCGACAGGUAUGUGUUCGCCAAGAGCCUGUUCGAGGGCGGGCAGCUGGACGCUCUGGAGUGGGCCGUCUACCAGGAGUGGCACACGUUCCUCGUGGGGCAGCUGGGCGCGCACACCGCCCCGCACGCGUUCCUCUAUCUCCGCGCCUCCCCGCAGAGAUGCCUGGAGCGGCUGCGGUGCCGGGCGAGGCCGGAGGAGCGCGACGUGACCCUGCGGUACCUGCAGCAGCUCCACGUGCAGCACGAGCGGUGGUUGCUGGAGCGCAGCGCCGAGGUGCAUUUCGCAGAGGUGAGGCACGCACCUGUCCUGGUGCUGGACGUCGAAGGGGACUUUGAGCACGAUGCGGCUGCGCAGGACGCGCUGAUGGCACGGGUGGAGGAUUUCGUGAAGGCGCUGCGAGACGGAGCUCCACCACAACAACCGAGUCCAAAUGAGCCCCCUGGCCACGAGGAUGGGCACACGGCUGGCACCGCUGCUGGGCCCUGAGCUGCACUCCCUGCAGCAGCACUGUGGGUAUCCACGAGGCCGCUGGGAGCUGCAGCCCUACACGUGCCACAGAUCCCCCCCCACAUCUGUUCUGCAGCACAGGGUGAACAUGCUUGGGUCCAUUCCAAUGGAAAGCAAACACAAAAAGCCAAGAAAAAAAAACAAAGCAAAAA
Messenger RNA from Phasianus colchicus (ring-necked pheasant), 1001 nucleotides. RefSeq names its product deoxyguanosine kinase (gene DGUOK). Gene Ontology annotation, molecular function: deoxyguanosine kinase activity; ATP binding. The record is from RefSeq and is a predicted model, not a curated record. Gene Ontology annotation, cellular component: cytoplasm; mitochondrion. Gene Ontology annotation, biological process: nucleobase-containing compound metabolic process. Lineage: Eukaryota; Metazoa; Chordata; Aves; Galliformes; Phasianidae.